AUGAAACUUAACCUCAAAUUGAUUGUUCAAGUGCUAGUGUCAUUCUAUGUCGACCCAUCCCUCGGCUUCCAGCAUGUAGUCCCACGAUGGAUCAACCAGCAGCCGACGCAAGUGAUCGGAAAUGUCACAGUCAUUGACACGCCUCUCGUGCGCGCUGCCCAAGCCUAUGCCCGGAAGUACAGCGAGGACUUUCUUUUCAACCACGUUAUGCGGACCUGGCUCUUCGGCGCACUCGUAAUCAGCCACAACACCACACUACAAAGAACUGUCGACUACGAAGUGCACGCUGUCGGCUCCUUGCUGCAUGACCUCGGCUUGGUGCUCAACGCUUCUUUCAUCAGCUCUGACCGCCGCUUCGAAGUCGACAGUGCCUUCGCGACAACCGACUUCGUCGAGAACCAAGUGGCACAUGGCGAUGCUGAAUCUGCUUGGGACGCCCACCGUUUGCAGCUGCUUUUCGACUCGGUACUGCUGAGCUCGGAGUCCAAGUUCUCUUUGUACAAGCAGGCGACCGAGCCUUGGGGAGAUAGCUUCGUGCCUCACUAUUCUGCCGUUGGAUAUCGGAUCUUCGACAUCGUGACGGGGAUUUAA
This is a messenger RNA of Mollisia scopiformis, 591 nucleotides long. RefSeq lists its product as uncharacterized. NCBI's taxonomy places the organism in Eukaryota, Fungi, Ascomycota, Leotiomycetes, Helotiales, Mollisiaceae. The coding region runs from base 1 to 591 and encodes 196 amino acids. The record is from RefSeq and is a predicted model, not a curated record. The transcript has 3 exons.